Lepisosteus oculatus (spotted gar) is the source of this 2727-nucleotide messenger RNA. RefSeq names its product phosphatidylinositol-specific phospholipase C, X domain containing 1 (gene plcxd1.1). Gene Ontology annotation, biological process: lipid metabolic process. Lineage: Eukaryota; Metazoa; Chordata; Actinopteri; Semionotiformes; Lepisosteidae. Gene Ontology annotation, molecular function: phosphoric diester hydrolase activity. The record is from RefSeq and is a predicted model, not a curated record.
AAUGAUGGCUUUCUACGGCUUCACGAACUGUAGCCGAAAUAAGGAGUCGGGUAGCAGGUUUCGGCAGUUGUAACAAACCCAGCUCUACAGCACCGUGGAAGUGGCAAAAGCUACCAAGAACAGAGCCAGCUGCUGCGGAUCUUGGCGUCAUAAAGGAACAUCUGUUGCUCCUGAAGGAAAAUGACCACAGUUGACUCAUCGACAUCUGGUAUCGGGCUGCUGAGACACCUGCCAACAGACAGCUGGAUGUCUCAGUUACCAGAAGCCCUGUGGGAUGUGCCUCUUUACAAUCUGGCUAUUCCAGGAACCCACAACAGCAUCACUUACUGCCUGGAUAAAAACAACAGGUCGCCAGUUGAUCACACUCAACCAGACAUGUUAAAGAAGCUGGACAAAAUCAUGAAGCCCCUAAUCCGUCCAUUUGUAUACAAGUGGGCUAUAACACAGGAAUCCAGUGUGAAAGAGCAGCUGGAUGGUGGAGUGAGAUACUGUGAUCUGAGGAUUGCUCACAGGCCCAAUGACAGCUCCCUGGACCUGUACUUCUACCACGGGGUAUACACUACAGUCACUGUGGAGGCUGUCCUAAAGGAGAUCAGAGAGUGGCUGGACUCACACCCAAGAGAGGUCAUUAUCUUGUCCUUCAGCCACUUCCUCGGUUUGACCCAAGAGCUCCAUGCUCACCUCGUCAACACAAUACAGAGCAUAUUCGUCGCAAAACUCUGUCCGAAAACUGAGAAUGUGACGCUGAGAAACCUCUGGCACUUAGGGUACCAAGUGAUAGUCUCGUACGACCACCACAUCAUGAACACCACAGACGAGCUCUGGCCACACAUCACAUACUGGUGGGCCAACAAAUGCAAAGCGGAGACACUGAUUGAGGAGUUUGAGAGGAAGAAACAGCAUGGACGACCAGGAGGCUUCUUUGUGGCAGGUAUAAACCUGACAGAGGAUCUGAAGUAUAUUUGUUCUCACCCCACUGAGUCUUUGAAAGACAUGGUCAUGUCCACAUACCCUGUGCUGCUGCAGUGGGUGGAGAGCCAGGCUCCUGGACCUCAGGGAAACUGUAUCAACAUCAUUGCUGGAGACUUCGCCACAGAGGGCCAGCUGGUGCCGGCGGUGAUCGCCUUGAACGAAAGUCUUCUAAGUGGGGCGUCUUGAUGGCACACUGAGAGCCCAUGAACACCUUUUUGUAAAAUCAAAACCCAUGUGAGAACUUAAGGACACCAAUAUUAUUUUCAGACUCCUACUGAUUUGAAGAACUAAUCGGUUUACUGCAUGUGUAUUCCAAAGCAUAUUACUGAAUUCGAAGGAAUAAAUUAUUCAGGGGCAAGAACACAGUGAGCUCGGCAUAAAUUAAAGACUAUUUUUAAGAAAAAACAGGACGGUUCUUUCACCAGUCUAUUAUUUAACCACAUACCUCAGCGCUCUUUGAAUUCUACGCUUGCCAAAGUCUCAACACUGGCUUUUACAUGGGCAACAAAUAAAAGGUUGCUCCUCAGGAAAACACAGGGCUUGCAAGCUUUCCUGUGGACUCGGAGAGAAGCAGGCUUCUGUCUGAGCUACUCAUGGUCUUCUGUCAGAAAAACACAGGAAGAAAGACCAUGAAAGUCUUCCUACAGCUGCUAGUUAAUACAGUGCAAGCAUGUUCUUUGAGGAUCAUGUCGACUGGACAGAGCGUAUUCUUGUAGCAUGUUAGUUUGCAACAGGGCACUGUACAACAGAGGACUGGUAGUCAUUAGGUGGGACUCGAAUGAAUGAACACGUAUUCCUAAAAGUAUAUGUCUGCACGAGCUUCAAUUUUAAAAUAUUUUGAAAUUCUAACAUUUCCACCAAUGAAAUGUUAUUCAGUGCACUGAACAUAUUUAAACCAAGUAUCAUAGUGCAGAAUGUUCUAAAGAAAAUCCUGCAUGACCUCUGGUCUUCAGCAUGUGGCAUGUAGCAAGUUCUGUCUGUUUUGGGAAUGCAAAAGCCUUGAAGAGCAUCUUUUGACGAGCAUCCUGGUUUCCAAAUAUUUAUUAUUUAUAUAAUAUUUAUUCUCUACUAAUCCCAAUACUUUACAAAUGAUGACAGACCAUACCUCACCAGAGAUUUGCUUUGCUUUUUAGGGAACAUAGGGUCAAAGAUAACUCCUGUUAACAAUGUUCGGUGUUUUUUUUUUUCAGAAGCUUGCUCUUUGUCUUGACAUUGCAAGCAUGCAGUAGUUUGGAUAGUAACUCUGAAUAAAACACCUUUAAUAGAUCAUUCUAGGAUGGCACAGGAGACCUGUCUGCUGGCUGCUUUCUGUUCCUUCCCCUUAUUGCCAGUGUCUUUUGUGGCCUUUGAUCAACACUGCAUGAUGUAUGUAGAUGAUAAGCCAGAAGAGGCCGUGUCUUGAAUGUAGUUACACAUUGUAAUAUUCAUUAAUAUUCUCAAGUGCAGCUAAAAAUGAUGUUUUAGGAGCUUUUGGCUUCCUUCCCCUGGCAUCACCUGAGCCAGAUCCCAGAUGCCAGGGUGUGUGUGGAGGAGGGCAAGAUGGGAUAUGGGUAGAGGCUGGAGAGCUGCCGUUGAGGCAGUGAAAUUCUCAUCACAAGACACUUCUGAUUUGACUUUCAGGGCUCUUUGAGAAGACUCUUCGCUGUUGGUGGGGGAAGGGGGUGGGAUUUGGGGCAGAGAUGUGGAAAUGUUGUAUUGCUGUAAUUUGUUAUGGUUUUGAAAAGACAGAGAUUAAUUAAAAAAAAGUUUCAAAGA